Solenopsis invicta (red fire ant) is the source of this 1482-nucleotide messenger RNA. RefSeq lists its product as uncharacterized. The record is from RefSeq and is a predicted model, not a curated record. Gene Ontology annotation, molecular function: nucleic acid binding. NCBI's taxonomy places the organism in Eukaryota, Metazoa, Arthropoda, Insecta, Hymenoptera, Formicidae. Gene Ontology annotation, biological process: DNA integration. The transcript has a single exon. Bases 1 to 1482 code for a protein of 493 amino acids.
AUGUCCGUGCAUACUGACCUCGAUAUUUUCGGCAAAUAUUCAUCGUACUCAAAAUUACUCAGAGUCAUUGCAUAUUGUCUUAGGUUCCGACCUAAUAAUAAAUAUAGCGGUACUUUGUGCGCGGAAGAAAUUAACAUCGCCGAAACAAAAAUACUGAAAUUACUUCAAGCUCAUCAAUUCGCUGACACGAUCCAAGAAUUAAGUAAUAACUCGAUAUACAAAGGAAAAUUUGCUAAUUUAAGUCCAUUUAUUGAUGAGAAUGGCUUGGUUAGAGUUGGCGGACGACUUCACAAAUCAGAUCUUACAUUUUCACAGAGGCAUCCAAUUCUACUUCCAAACAGACAUUGCUUAACAGACAAUAUCAUUCGCGAGCUUCACAAGAAACACUACCACGCGGGCAUUCAAACCACAUUGUACAUUUUGCGUCAAAGGUUUUGGGUCUCAGAUGGCCGAAAUCAAGUACGAAAAAUUAUACGUACUUGCACGCGUUGUUACCGUUUCAAUGCCGAUAUGGUCAAAUACAAAAUGGGAAAUCUCCCUGCAUCUCGGGUACGCGUAACCACCUCCUUUACAAAUACUGGUAUCGACUUCUGCGGUCCCUUUUUCAUUAAAGAACGAAAAUUUCGAAACCGAACACGUAUUAAAGUUUACGUAUGUAUAUUCAUAUGUAUGACUAUAAAAGCGGUACAUCUGGAAGUGGUAAGCGAAUUGACUUCCGACGGGUUUAUCGCAGCAUUACGUAGAUUCAUCGCGAGACGCGGUCUGCCUCAGCACAUUUAUUCGGAUAACGGCACUAAUUUUGUAGGUGCAAACAAUCAAUUAAAAGAAAUAUAUGCCUUACUAAAUUCCGAAGAACAUAAGACUCGCGUAAGUGAAUUCGCACUCGAACAACGAAUCACAUGGCAUUUUAUACCGCCAUUAGCACCCCACUUUGGCGGGCUGUGGGAGUCCACCGUGAAAUCGUUUAAACAUCACGUUAAACGCGUAAUAGGCGAAACUUUAUUUACAUUUGAGGAAUUGUGCACUUUUACGACCGAAAUCGAGGGGAUCUUAAAUUCUAGGCCAAUCGCGACAAUUUCGUCAGAUCCAAACGACUUACUAGUGUUGUCCCCCGCCCACUAUUUAAUCGGGAAGCCAGUCACCUCUCUGCCGGAAAACGAUCUAUUGAGUGUUCCAGACAACCGUUUAUCCGUUUGGCAACACAUUGCUAAGAUGCGACAGGACUUUUGGGCACGAUGGAGUUUGGAGUACUUGAAUGAACUCCAAAUCCGUGGCAAAUGGAAAACGGACGGACCCAAGCUUACCAUCGGAGCCGUUGUAUUCAUCAAAGAGAAAAACCUACCAUGUACUCGUUGGAUGUUAGGCAAGGUGACAAGCAUACAUGCCGGCGAAGAUGGCAUCACGCGAGCUGCAACCAUUAAAACAACUACUGGAGAAAUAAAGAGAUCCGCGAAGUCUCUCUGCAUACUGCCGAUAGAAUGA